UUACUUGUUAAAUGAAGUAUAUAUUAUUAUAUUUUACAAUUUAAAUAUUCGGUUAUUCAGAUUUAUUAUUUUGGAAAAAAAUAUGUAUUUGCAAUUUCAAAUAAUUCUGUCUAUUGGACUAAUAUGUUCAACAUCAGCAGUGCAUAAACAAGUUAAAUAUAUUGAUGAGUGGUCAGUAAAAAAUUUAGAAAAAGCACAACAAGCAUUUUAUAAUUGCACUUCUAAUUUAAAUAUAAAUGAAUACAUAUAUAAAAAAAAAGACACAUUUGAUAAAUAUUUAGAUAAGUUGAGGGGUGAUAUGAUAACCCGUAAAAUGAAACGUCCAAUUGAAAUGAGUACCAAAAUAUUAGAAUUCUUAAGUUUAGAUCAAUCAAAUAAUUCGGAAGAGUUUGAAAAGUGUUGUACUACUUUCCACUCAAACUUGUUUGAUGUAGAACAGCCCAUGUUCGAGGAAAGUGGUGACAUGAUGAUGUUGACAUAUUUGCGAAUUGUAAAAGCAAAUAAAAUAAUGAAUGAUUGCUUACUAUAUCAUGGCCUUAUGGGACAAAAUAUAUAUGAUAGUAACGACUUAAAUAAUUAUAUGACAGAUCGUCUAUACUAUUCAUCACAAUCAGAAAGAAGUAAACAAAAAAUUAAACAUGACCAAAUUUUUCGGAAAUAUACUGUCAAGUUACUAAAUGAUGUCAUCUCUGGUACUCGUACUCCAAAUUCUAUGGUCAUCCAAUUGAUGAACUACGUACCAGACAUAAAUUACAAUCAACCUUUUGCAAAGUACUGUGUUGCUGCGUAUUACACCUAUUUGACUACUGAUAAUCCUAUUUUACAUCAAAUAUUGCAAACAGUUGAACAAUUUACUAACGAAACCAAAAAUGUUAAGUCAGAAUUUUUGCCUUAAUUCAAUAAAUAUAUAAUUCCUAUAAUUAGGAAUAUUUAAUUUACAGACAAUACAAUAUUAUAAUCAGACAAUAUUUUUAUGUAAAAAAUUACAUCUACUAGUUAUUUAUAAAAUUAUAACAAUACAUUAUUCUAAUUUUCUUUAUCGUAAUAUUAAUCGGUGGCGCAACUAUUGGAAUUGGCAACACAAUUUAAGCACCUUUGAAUUUUUGCUCUAAUUGUGCCUGUUGUUUAUAAUCAAAACCAUUAAAUUAUUUGUAAACUUAUUAUUCUUGAUAAUACAUUAUUCAAUAAAAUAUUAGUAUUUGUGACA
This is a messenger RNA of Daktulosphaira vitifoliae (grape phylloxera), 1207 nucleotides long. RefSeq lists its product as uncharacterized. Bases 83 to 895 code for a protein of 270 amino acids. The transcript has 7 exons. NCBI's taxonomy places the organism in Eukaryota, Metazoa, Arthropoda, Insecta, Hemiptera, Phylloxeridae. The record is from RefSeq and is a predicted model, not a curated record.